AACGUCCGUCAUACGCGGAACGAACUGAGAAACAGGGGAACAAUGUGAAAAAGAAACAAAUUGGAAGCAAAUUAAAAUUAAAAAUAUAUAUAACUGUAACAAACAUAUAAACGUAAAGAAAACUGAAUUAAAUUUUGGUGUAUAAGAAAUGUAAACCUUGGCAAGGCGAGGGGUAAAAGAUAAACUACAGCAGUGAAAGCAAAGUGUCAGAAAAAAACAACCAGAACAGAGAUAAGAAACAAAAUACAAGAGAGAGAGAGAGAAAGAGAGCGCGAGCGCCCAACGAGCGGGAGAGGGUGAGGGCGAGAUAGGUAAAGAGGCAGCGGCAGUGGAAGAGAGAAAAGAGUUUCGAGUUGUCGUCAGCAGCAUCUGGGCAUGGAUUAGUCCUAGUUGCUAGUUCUAUUUCGUCCAGUUGUCCAUCGCCAAUAAGGCAAGGCGUGAGACGGAAGCCGACACCAUCAUGUCCUCGGCAUCGGCGUCCGUUAACGUACAAAUCGUGUCCAUGGCCAAUCUGGCCAAGAUUGAGAGUUUCUUCAAGGAUGUUAGCUACCGCGAGACAAUCGAAUACAGCGCCAAUUUCAAUACGCGCCUGUGCAUUGAGCGGCGAUUGCGGCUCCCGUUCCUGGAUCCACAAACGGGCGUAGCCCAGAAUCAUUCACAAUUAUUUAUGGAUAAGCGGCAGCGGAUGCCCGGAUUUCGCCAGGGUCAAAUCUAUACGUAUCCGGCGGCUCGAUGGCGCAAAAGCCGGCGUCAAUACUUGACCAAGAUGUACAGCAGGUUUCCCGAACGCCCAUUCCAGGCUCUGCGCAAAGAGCAUGAGGCUUUAGUUGCCAGUGGCCAUGUCAAUAUAGGCGGCUCCAGUUCAGGUUCCACAUCCACAUCCCUCAGUUUAAAUAUGCUAUCAGGUGGUGGCGGUGGUGGUUGUGGGCCAGGGCCCACUCCUACAAUUCUAGAGAGCACUCAUCAUGACUUCAAUGGGGCCUUCAGUCUGGAGGAGUCGAGCUCUUUGGGCGCUGCCGGCGGCGACACCUCCGAUAGCAAGGAUAGCCAACAGCAGCAGCAACAACAACAACAACAACAGCAGCAACAGUCCCUGCCCUUAUCAAAGGAAGAGCAAUUGCCCAAGGAAUGGUUUUACGAUGACAUUGACAUGAACGAUGUAGACUCAUUGGAGGAUCCCAAAUCGCCGGCUGACGAUGAAUAUGACUACGAUCCGCGUUAUGGCAAUAAGAAGCGGCGCAAGCGUCGUCCAGGCAAACGUGCCUCAUCCCAUGCAGGCGGCGGUCUUGGCGAUGGCAGCGGUGGCGGGGGCAACAGCAAUUCAGCCAGCAGCAGUUCCCGACGACGUAGUGCCAUGGCCCGUGCCCGCAUCUCAACCACUGAUGCUGCCCUCGAUGCCAGCCUGGAUGCCAUCGAGGCAGGCGAAUUGUCCAGUUCUGGUCUCGGCGGUGGUGGUGGUGGUGGAAGCACCGGAUCAGGAGCAGGAGUUGGCUUAGGCAUCAGUGGAGGAGGAGGUGCAGGAGGAGGAGGCUCUGGCGUAACUGGUGGUCUGGGUACACCAACCUCAAGUGGCGGGGGCGGCAGCGGUUCGGGCAAUGGUGCCGCUGGCAGACGUUCACGGGGAGCUGGUACACGAGGACGCAGACGGGCCAAGGGUGGCAGCGGGGCUGGUGGUGGCAGCGGUGGCAGUGGAGGAGGCGGUGGCAGCUCAAACGCCGGCCAUAAUUCAUGUGAUCCGCCCAGUCCUGGUAUGGUGAUCGAGCCGCCAUCCUUUGAAAGUGCAGCAGCAGCUGUCGGCGUGGGCGUAGCCGGCGUCGUCGAGGAUGGCAAUGCCCAUUUAAGGAAUUAUCGAAAGUAUCUGUAACGCCAGGCGUUGGAUUGAAACAGAUGCAGUAGAUAACUAACCUUCCUCCUGCUCCCCAUCACCUCCCUCCCAUUAGAAAUCUUAGUCUUUCUUUAUGGCUGAAUUAUGUCAAUCCCCCGGAUACAUCUCCUCCUCCUGCUUCUUUUCUAAAUAAUUGGUUCUAUUCGUUUUCUAAUUUUUACAUGUUUUUUGUUUUUCUUUUUUAAUUUAAUAUAUAUAUUUUUUUUUUGCUUUGCCAAUCAAUUUCUCCCAAUUUAUAUAUUUAGUUUAAUGUUAGCCUUUAGCCCAUAGUUUAU
Molecule: messenger RNA, 2160 nt
Organism: Drosophila willistoni
Lineage: Eukaryota; Metazoa; Arthropoda; Insecta; Diptera; Drosophilidae
Product: loricrin
Exons: 2
Coding region: 461-1864 (467 amino acids)
Source: RefSeq, a predicted model, not a curated record